GGGGCUCGAGGAGGAAGUGAAGGAAAACAAGAACCACCAAAAAGAAAAGGAAAACAAUAGAAGACAUAACCAAAACAAAAAAGAGACAAAAGAACAAAAUACAAAAUGAAAGUCUAAAUGCACCAGACACAUCGUUAUUAAGUCCUGUUGCUACCCAAACAAAAAACAGGCCUCCACAAAAAGAAUAUCUACUGCUUGGUGACAAAGGGUGGACUGGACUAGGCUGGCUGAGUGGCUGAGAUGGGCUGGCUGAUGGCUGGAUGGCUGACUGAAAGGCUGUGCUGGACUGGAUCGCGGGGUUGGAUCGCUCACUGGCUGGCUGGAAGUUCACACACAGAGUCACCAAUUCACAUAUUUUCUUCCAACCGCCAUGUACUCACUCCUCUUCGCCUCCAGCUACACAAAACUCCACCUAAGACACUCCCGAGACUUUGAUCCGUGUAUGCGCUCGUGUCAGGAGGCUUGGCGAGGAUGCGGCGAGGAGGUGCAAGGCGAUAUAAACGGCCGAUGGUAACCGAGGAAGCGGAAAUCGCCUUCAGCCGGCCGGACCAGUGACGCCACACAGUUGACGUUCCUCCUCGCGCGCGCUGCCGCCUCCGCAACCUUACCUGCCCGCCGGUCCGCCCAUCCGCCCACCUGUUCGCCCGCCCUCACGCCCUUGUUUAUUGUUUACACUCUUGCUCCUUGUGAUUUAAAGGUCGACAGUCUCAAGGCGGCGCCAGGGUCAGGUGUUAGCCCGCCCCCCUGCCCCGCCCCGCCCCACCCCGGCCCCCUCUGUCGCCCUUGCCCCGUCACAGAGCAACAAGAGGGUGCCUACUAACUAACCCGCCCCGUCGCACCCCCCCCAAACCCUGCCCGGUGUAUACAGAUUGUGGCCCGGACGAAUCCAGUCUCCCCGCACGCUGUUCUCUUCGUAACCUGCGUUUGUGUGUGAGUUUGCGUUCGUGUGAGUUCGUGUUUGUGUGUGUGUUCGUGUUCGUCCGGUGGUGUCUUGCGUGUGCGUGCGGGGUUCGUGCGUGCGUGCGUGCGUGGGCUUCUACUUCGCCUGCUUCUUCGGGAGGGAACUUUGGAGCAUCUCAGUGACUUUGGACGCGUUUCUGAGCCUCCGCCGCGAUGGUUCUCUUGUGGACGCAGCACGAAGGGGAGAGGGUGGAGCCGCAGCCCACCGACACCCAGGUCCAGGAGCCGCGCAAGGACGGGGCGGUCAACGGCGGCGUGAACGGAGGUGUGGGCGUGAACGGGGCCGCCUCACACACCCCGCGCCACCCCCGAACCAAGGACAAGCACCCCGGGGAAGCUUCAGGCGCCAAGGGAAGGCCCAGCACCAGCGCCUCCAACGAUGGGCCACGCGUCACUCCGCCGUCAGAGAAGCAUGUUGUCACCCUCCGUCAGGUCUCCGAAGUCCUUGAUGCCACAAAGAGCAGCUUCACGACCCCAGCUUCCUCUCCUACAUCCUCCUCCUCCAUCUCAACUACCCCGCCCUCCUCCUCCAUCUCUCCCAUAGCCGCCAGCACACCCAUGGAGGCUGUGGUGGAGGUGGAGAGGGUGGAGGCCAGUGGAUCAGGAGUCGCAAAGGUGGAGAAGUUGUCUAAGAUGUCCACACUUGGUCCACUCAUCCGUCUGCCGCUGGAUGAAGAGGAUGAGGAGGUGGAGGAAGAGGAAGUGGACGGGGCCAAGAAGAAGAAGAGUAGUAAGAGGAAGUUCUACACGCUGCCGAGGAACUGGAGGAGCAAGGCGGCCGACUUCAUCCUGACGAAAGGUAGAGUGAGAGAGAGAAAACCUGUCGGGGUGGUUGUGGUGGUGGUAGUGGUGGUGGUGGUAGUGGUGGUGGUGGUGGUGAUGGGGGUUAUUAUUUUUUUCUUUAUCCUUAGUUCUUUGCCCUUUUCCUGCUCCUCCUUCCUUCGUUCUUCUUGGUUUCCUCCUCUUCCUCUUCUUCCUCCUUCCUUCGUUCUUCUUGGUUUCCUCCUCCUCCUCUUCUUCCUCCUCCUCCUCCUCAAUUUUCUCCGAUUUUCUUUCUUCACUUCUCAUAUAUAUCAUCCUCCCUCCCCCCCUCUCUCCCUCUCUCCCUCCCUCCAUCUGUUAUAUUCCUUGUUUUUCCUUCUAUCCUUCCCUCUUUCCUUCCAUCUCUUUCUUCGUCCCUCUCUCUCCCUCCUUUUGCUGUCCCCUCCAUUUAUCUUCCUCCUUUCCUCCUUCCUCCCUCCAUCCCUCCCUUCCUCACGCCCGCGAAGGGAGGCGAGGCGUGCACGGCCGGGACCUUGAGAGGGAGGCAAGGAGGGAGGGAAAACCAGAGGGAGAGAAGGGGGGGAAAGGGACAGAGGGAGGGAGGGGGAGGGGGAGGGAGAGCUGCAAACAGGCUUACCGUGACGAAAUUUCUCCGUCUUUUCCUCCUUCACCUGUUCCUCCUCCUCCUCCUCCUCCUCCUCCUCCU
Molecule: messenger RNA, 2428 nt
Organism: Eriocheir sinensis (Chinese mitten crab)
Lineage: Eukaryota; Metazoa; Arthropoda; Malacostraca; Decapoda; Varunidae
Exons: 2
Coding region: 1114-2259 (381 amino acids)
Source: RefSeq, a predicted model, not a curated record